Messenger RNA from Echinococcus granulosus, 330 nucleotides. RefSeq lists its product as hypothetical. Lineage: Eukaryota; Metazoa; Platyhelminthes; Cestoda; Cyclophyllidea; Taeniidae. The transcript has 3 exons. The coding region runs from base 1 to 330 and encodes 109 amino acids. The record is from RefSeq and is a predicted model, not a curated record.
AUGACCUCCAAGUUUACACUCACGACUCGCGCAUAUGACAUCUGCUGGGCCAGACACGCUUUAUCAGGACGACAGCUAGCGGUGGUGGUGAAUCUGACAGGAGCGUGUGUGAUUGUGGUGCAGAAGGAUUUUGAGAAACGCGUCCACGUUGACAUGAUUGAUGCGACUUCAAAGGUGGCUAUAUUUGAUUUGGCAACUCUUUCACGCGAGGAAUUAUCUACCAACAGUAGGGAGCAAUAUCUCAUAGAAUUUGAGCCCGGUCUUCUGUACUGUUACUGGGAAGAUCAAAUGCUGGAGCGAACCCAGGGAGACGAGGGUGGAAGGGCGUAA